This is a messenger RNA of Bufo gargarizans (Asiatic toad), 1469 nucleotides long. RefSeq names its product enoyl-CoA delta isomerase 1 (gene ECI1). The transcript has 7 exons. Gene Ontology annotation, molecular function: enoyl-CoA hydratase activity. Gene Ontology annotation, biological process: fatty acid beta-oxidation. Gene Ontology annotation, cellular component: mitochondrion. Bases 30 to 926 code for a protein of 298 amino acids. Lineage: Eukaryota; Metazoa; Chordata; Amphibia; Anura; Bufonidae. The record is from RefSeq and is a predicted model, not a curated record.
GCCGCUAGCUGGGGGAAAGGUCACACAAGAUGGCGGCGCUGGCAGUACUGAGGAGCUCGGCUCCCGCCCGGCUUCUAUCAGGUUCAUUCUGCGUCCACAGAGGUGGCCUGGCGUCAUGGCAGCACUACCAAAGCCGGAGACCGUUCAGCAACAACAAGAUUUUGGUAGAAUUGAAUGAAUCAACGGGGGUGGCAGUCAUGAAAAUGAAGAACCCUCCAGUGAAUAGCCUCAGCCUGGACUUUCUUACAGAAUUCUCUAUUAGUCUGGAGAAGCUGGAAAUAGACCGUGGCUGCCGGGGACUCAUCCUGACUUCUGCAUUUCCCAAAAUCUUCUCUGCUGGGCUGGACAUCACAGAGAUGUGUGGAAAAAGUGCUGAGCACUAUGCUGCGUUCUGGAGAGCUGUGCAGGAAAUGUGGUUGAAGUUAUAUGGGUCCAAUAUGGUGACCAUCGCAGCUGUCAAUGGUUCAAGUCCUGCUGGCGGGUGCCUCAUGGCCAUGUGUUGUGAUUACCGAAUUAUGGCUGACGAUCCUAAAUUCGCCAUUGGCUUGAACGAGACCCAACUGGGCAUAGUUGCUCCAUUCUGGUUCAAGGACACCAUGAUUAACAUUGUAGGUAAUCGUGUGACUGAACAGUCCCUCCAGCUUGGGCAAAUGUAUUCUGCCCCAGAAGCACAUAAAAUCGGUCUUGUAGAUAUGCUAGUUCCAGAGGAUAAGGUACAGAGCACAGCAGCUGCCGCCAUGACCCAGUGGUUUUCCAUUCCAGAUCAUGCCCGUCAGCUCACCAAAUCCAUGAUGCGUAAACCCACAAUCGACAGACUAGUUAAACAGCAGGAAGCUGAUAUUAACAAUUUUGUCAAUUUUAUCACGAGAGACUCCAUCCAGAAGUCUUUGCAGGUCUACAUGGACAGACUGAAACAGAAAAAGUAGCAAGCAAGGUUGAUCCUUGAAUUUGUAAGCCAUAGAUAAAAUAAAAAAAAAAGCUAUAGCAAUUAAAAGGUGGAGGUUUCCGUUCACUUGUCUAAUUGGUUAAAGUCUGUGAAGGUAUAGAGUGGUAUAAUUCUGUUAACAGAGUUCGCUUGUGCCAGCUGUGUACGGACUGUAACCCCCGAUGGUCAGGGCACAGUGUUCUAGGACAUCAAAAAAUGAUGGGAGAAUGUGUAUAAAUGUUAGGGAGUAGCAAAAUGGGUUUUAAAUCUCCUUGUGUCCUUACCCCCAGCCCAGUUUGUGCACAUACAUUCUGUGUAGGAGGUUUUGUACCGCAUGCUUUACCAGCCACCGUUCUAAGAAAACUGACAUUAUAAUUCUGCAGAAAUGUGCUUAUUUGUAGUGCCUGUACAGGGUGUGACUUUUGUACUAAUGAAAAGAAUAAAACAAAAUGGUGAAGUAAAGUUCAGAAACUUUUCAUCUAUUUACUAAAGAAUUUCAAUCACUGCAAAACGGCCUCAGCUGUAAUAAACCAUUGUAAAUUUC